Aedes aegypti (yellow fever mosquito) is the source of this 1709-nucleotide messenger RNA. RefSeq names its product glycosaminoglycan xylosylkinase homolog. Gene Ontology annotation, cellular component: Golgi apparatus. The transcript is spliced from 4 exons. NCBI's taxonomy places the organism in Eukaryota, Metazoa, Arthropoda, Insecta, Diptera, Culicidae. Gene Ontology annotation, biological process: protein phosphorylation. The record is from RefSeq and is a predicted model, not a curated record. Gene Ontology annotation, molecular function: phosphotransferase activity, alcohol group as acceptor. The coding region runs from base 1 to 1653 and encodes 550 amino acids.
AUGUCCACUGUUUUUAUCGCGCUUUGUGUUGUGAUUCCGUGCUUCGCAACAAACGCACGUGGAUUGAAAACAUCGCAUCCGGCUGCGUACUUGGAACUCUUAUCACUGAAGCAAAUUUCCCUCCGUGCUUGCGUGCUGUUUGUUUUCAUUUCGCGCUUCUGUGUCACACCAAAAUCGCGAUUCGAGCCGCGCUUCGCGGAUCAUCGGAUUUCCGUGCGCGCUAAAUUCGAACCGUCCGAUCGGCUAGAUGAGGAAGUGUCCAUCGUCGUCCCGGUCGUCACUCAGCUGUUGCCGUCUGCGAUGAUGACCAAACACCGUCGGCAGCUGUUUCUGGUGGUAAUCGGGUUGCUUUUUCUGCUGCUGGCCAUCAUCUUCGUGACGAACUUCUAUUUCGUCCACUGGCUGACGGAAGUGGAUUAUGGGCGGCCAGUGGCACCGGAAGUGGUUCCCCGUAGGAGUCAGCAAGUCGCAGGCGAUAGCGGGACGUCAUCGGUGCAGCAACAAGUAGAAGGAUUGAAAGCGACCCGAGCGGAUGGCAUUCUGGGAGCGGUUCAGUCUCGGGUCGGGAAGCUGAAAGCAGUGUACAGGAAUCGUAAUCCGCGGUACUAUCCGGUGAAGCGGGGAUUGCUGCGGUCGUUUGCCGCCAAGGCCUACAACAUAUCAACCGUUUGGAAGACGGCUGCCUCGUGGCCCACCGGGAACGAAAUUUACCCGCAGAAAGACGAACGCCUCGGAAAAGUGAUCCAAGCACUUCAGGAUGCUGCGAUACUCUCAGCCCGGAACACUCCAAGGGGCACCCAGUUGAAGUUGUUGUUCGACUUGGCCGGGAAACAGACCGUCCUGUUCAAACCUAGCUGGUACCGUAGGGAUACCAUUAUCGAGGGCACGGUCUACUCGGGAAAGGAUCGCCAUAAUUCGGAAAUUGUGGCGUUUUAUCUCGGUGCUAUAUUGAAUCUUCGCUGGACACCGAUCGUCGUGGGACGACGAGUUUCAUUGAAGGAAAUCUACCGAUUGGCGGAUGAUGAGUUGCAGGCGACCAUGAACAAGAACGACACUCGACAGUGCGUGUACGGCAAAUGCCAUUACUGUAAGCCCAGUGAAGCUGUAUGUGAUGAUCCGGAGACUGAUCAACUGGAAGGCGCAUUGCUUCUGCUAGUGCCAGGAAAGUUUUCCAAGUAUCGUUCACCGUGGCAAAGGACCUACCGGGACGGUGUGCAAGCCGAGUGGGAACAAGCCGAUGGAUAUUGCGGGAGGGUUAAGGAACGACUUCCAUUGGAGCGGCUGUUGGAUCUGAUCGAUGUGGCAGUUUUCGAUUUCCUGAUCCAGAAUGGCGAUCGACACCACUACGAAACCCGAGAAGAUAGGAUUCUGCUUAUGGAUAAUGGGAAAGGAUUUGGACAUCCUUUUAAGGAUCACUUCGAUAUACUGGCACCACUGUACCAGUGUUGCAUGAUCCGCAAAACCACAUGGGAGCGUUUGCAGAUCUUUUCCGGGGGAGCCCUUACGGAAACGCUUCAAGCUUUGAGUGAAAUCGAUCUCCUUCAUCCCCUGCUGACCAAAGACCACUACGACGCCAUCGAGCGACGGUUGCUUCUCAUUUACACAACCGUCGAAAUGUGUCGGGAGAAAUACAAUAGUAGAAUAUUUAAAUGACCAAACCUUUUGUUAAGUUUCUUUUUAAUAAAUUCGCGAAAAUCUUCUCAGUCAAA